AUGCAGCUGAGGGAGCAGCGAACGGCCCCGACAAAGUCACAGCCGGCGCCAAAGCGGUCUAAGACCACUGAUUCUAGGAUUGGGAGCCAGCAGAGCCGCACUUGUGGAAAGUGCGGUAAGGGUCAUUCUAGGGUUUGUCGAGCUGGUAGUGGGUGCCACAAGUGUGGAAAGGAGGGGCAUUAUGCGAAGGAUUGUCGCCAACCCGUCCCGGUUUCGAGUAUGAGGUUGUGUUAUCAUUGUGAUCAGGUUGGCCAUUUGAAGGCCAAUUGUCUGUUGCUUGACGCUAAGCCGGCACAGACUUCCGCUCCAGCUACCUUGAGGAUUGCAGAUGGGAGGCCAGCUAAGGCAGAGCCUCCGAAGGCUUAG
Lactuca virosa is the source of this 366-nucleotide messenger RNA. Lineage: Eukaryota; Viridiplantae; Streptophyta; Magnoliopsida; Asterales; Asteraceae. The record is from the annotation of a GenBank genome assembly.